Brassica napus (rape) is the source of this 1549-nucleotide messenger RNA. Its product is annotated as transcription factor AS1-like. NCBI's taxonomy places the organism in Eukaryota, Viridiplantae, Streptophyta, Magnoliopsida, Brassicales, Brassicaceae. The record is from RefSeq and is a predicted model, not a curated record. The coding region runs from base 280 to 1380 and encodes 366 amino acids. The transcript has 2 exons.
GUACGUUGCCUGGUUUUUAAAGCCUCUCUCUUUGGUCUCCUCUUUGAGUUUCUCUUCCAUCACGCCGACGAAGUUAGAUAUAAUAAUAACACACCUAUAUGUGAUGGAAGAAGUUGCUCUUUGCAAUAUUAUUUGGUGAGCAUUUCUUGAAUUUAAUAUCUCUUCCUUCACACACACACACUCUCUCUCUCUCUCUUAUCUUUAAUUGUGUAUGCUAAUUAGUGUUUUGAGAUGAAGAAGGAAUGGUGUUGAGAUGGGAAGGAGUGGUGAUGUCUCGAGAUGAAGGAGAGGCAACGUUGGAGUGGUGAAGAAGAUGCAUUGUUACGUGCCUACGUGAGACAGUUCGGUCCGAGAGAAUGGCAUCUCGUCUCUGAGCGUAUGAACAAGCCUCUGAACCGCGACGCAAAGUCUUGUCUCGAACGGUGGAAGAACUAUCUCAAGCCAGGGAUCAAGAAAGGGUCUUUAACCGAGGAAGAGCAGAGGCUCGUGAUCCGUUUGCAGGAGAAACACGGCAACAAGUGGAAGAAGAUCGCCGCGGAGGUUCCGGGGAGGACGGCGAAGCGGCUAGGGAAGUGGUGGGAAGUGUUCAAGGAGAAGCAGCAGAGAGAAGAGAAAGAGAGUAACAAGAGAGUCGAGCCUAUUGACGAGAGUAAGUACGAUCGGAUCCUCGAGAGUUUCGCUGAGAAGCUUGUGAAAGAGAGGUCCUCUGUUCCUUCUGCGGUGAUGGCUAGUUCAAACGGAGGGUUUCAACAAGCUCCUCCUAAUAAUAAUAAUAAUAAUAAUAAUAAUAAUAAUAAUCAUGUGAUCCCUCCUUGGUUAGCUACUUCUAACAACGGGAGCAAUGUUGUUGCAAGACCUCCCUCGGUGACUCUUACUCUAUCGCCUUCAGUGGCUGCAACACCUCCUCAACAGCAGCCUAUCCCAUGGCUGCAGCAGCAGCAGCCUGAGGCUAGUCCGGGAGGUCUAGUGUUAGGGAGUAUGAUACCGUCUUGUAGCGGUAGUAAUGAGAGUGUGUUCAUGUCAGAGCUAGUGGAGUGUUGUAGAGAGGUGGAGGAAGGGCACAGAGCUUGGGCGGAGCAUAAGAAGGAGGCGGCUUGGAGGCUAAGGAGAUUAGAGCUGCAGCUAGAGUCAGAGAAGACAAGUAGACAAAGGGAGAAGACAGAGGAGAUUGAGGCGAAGAUGAAGGCUCUGAGGGAAGAGCAGAAGAUGGCAAUGGAGAAGAUUGAAGGAGAGUAUAGGGAACAGCUUGUUGGGUUGAGGAGAGAUGCUGAGGCCAAGGAUCAGAAACUAGCUGAUCAGUGGACCUCUAAGCAUAUCAGGCUCACCAAGUUUCUUGAACAACACAUGGGCUGCAGGCAGAGACUAUUAGACCGGCCUUGACACAUGAACCAAACCACCAAACACCUACUAUGAUCUCUUCUCCUCUUUGUUGUGUAAUGUAAUGUAAGCUUUUUGUUUUUAUUUUCAUCAUUUGGUGUCUCCAAUGUUAAUCAGACUUUUGGGUUCCUUAACUCAGCUUUUAAUGUAUGUGUUGGUUUCUCUUCUUUAA